AUGAACCCCUUGCGCCUCUCCUCCAGUUGCACGCGCCCAUUGACCCGAAAUCUCUCGUCAUGUCUCGCCCGUGGCGCGAUUCCCCGCAUUCAGCCCUACCACCGACCCGCGGUCGAGGCACUGCGAUAUCCAUUCCGGCGGCCCACUCUAGGCACUACUAUACCACACCCGCUGACCUACACCACAUUCAUCAACGCGUCCCAGUCCCGACCUAUCCACACUAAUACCACAGAGACGUCCGGGUCAAGUCUCACGCACGAGAAACCCAAAAAUGCCACGCAAGCACAACAGCUCUACGAGCUCUCGCUCGGACUCUCCCGCACCCCGGCAAGCGGCAACGUCGAGAUGCGAACCACCAUCUACAACGCCGAGGGAGCAUCGGAUCCAACGUCUGCGCCACCCACAGAGCUGAAGCUCACGAAGCUAGACAUUGCGCAGCGGUAUGGUCUUAGUGCGCGCGAUCUCCGCGCCAUUGAUCUCCCGUCCGACGGAUUCCCGCAUAUCCUGAUCCGCGAGUCGACAAUGUUGAUCCAUCUGUUUAAUCUGCGGUUGCUGGUGCAGGCGGAUCGGAUGCUUUUGUUUCAUAUCGAUGGACAGGGGCAGGGACAGGGACAGGGUCAAGGGAAGGGGUCAUCGUCGAUGGAUAACACCACACGCGUCUUCACGCACGACCUAGCAGGGAAGCUGCGCGGAGACCGCGGACUCGGGGUGUCGACGCGGUUGCCGUACGAGCUACGAGUACUAGAAGCGGCGUUGGCCGCGACGACGUCGACGCUAGAGGCGGAGUACGUGCUCGCGAAGGAGCGGGCGGUGCAAGCUUUACGGACGCUGGAUCUGCAAAUGCAAGACAAGGAGGAGAGUGUGAUCCACUCUGAUCUGCGAGAGCUGUUGGACCUAGUGCGACGGCUAGCGGGGAUCGAGCAGCGGGCGCGCCACGUGCGGAGCGCGGUGCAGGAGGUGCUGAACGAGGACGAGGAUAUGGCGGCGAUGCACCUGACGGAUAAGAAGGCGGGGAAGCCGCAUCGGAUGGAGGAUCAUCAGGACGUGGAGUACCUGCUAGAGGCGUACUAUAAGGCGAGUGACCGGGUAGUGCAGGAGACGGGGAGUCUGAUGCGGAAUAUCCAGCAGACGGAGGCGACGAUUCAGUCGAUUCUGGACGUGCGGAGGAAUCAGAUCAUGGUGCUGGAGGCGAAGGUCGAGAUCUGCAUGCUGGGGCUUGCGGCUGCGACCCUGGUGGCGGGUCUCUAUGGUAUGAAUGUGCCGAAUUACUGGGAGGAGAAGGGCUGGGCGUUUGGACUGCUGGUCUCGUUCUGUCUGGUCGGGACGGUUGGGAUCUCGCGAUAUGGCAUGCGCCAGUUGCGGCGGGUUCAGAGGGUCUAUCUAUAG
Messenger RNA from Aspergillus melleus, 1386 nucleotides. Its product is annotated as CorA family magnesium transporter. The transcript has a single exon. Gene Ontology annotation, molecular function: magnesium ion transmembrane transporter activity. Bases 1 to 1386 code for a protein of 461 amino acids. Gene Ontology annotation, cellular component: mitochondrial inner membrane. NCBI's taxonomy places the organism in Eukaryota, Fungi, Ascomycota, Eurotiomycetes, Eurotiales, Aspergillaceae. Gene Ontology annotation, biological process: mitochondrial magnesium ion transmembrane transport. The record is from RefSeq and is a predicted model, not a curated record.